AUGCCACAUGCUUUAGAAUCUGCGCUGGAGCGGGAUAAAGAAGUCUUUAUCCCUAGUUCCACCUUGCUUCAGGGCAAAGCACCCAUCUCAGGGAUGCCUAAGAAGCAGAACUCUCCCUCAAUCCUGGACAAGAGAGCGGUUCCCCCGAGCAGCCACUUGCACGUUCAUCUCUGGCCUCCGGGAGCGAACCCUCCGAGAGGGGCGGGCGGUCAGCGCGGCUUUCCUAACGACGCGAGGGGGGCCCUGGACAUCUCCAGGGCUGGGGGCGCCGGAAACACGUGUGUGCUCACCUACGUGUACACACGUGAGCACACCUACAGCAGCAGGGGGCUCUGGGGCCGGCAGGGGGCAGCACACACCCGAUUUGCAACUGCCCGGCGCAGCCCCGAGGGAGGAGGGCGUGCUGCAGUCCCGGCGGCGGCGGCGGCGGCGGCGGCGGCGGGCUGGAGUGGCGGGCCCCUGCUCACCGGCGGCGCGGCCGUGCACAUCUCCGCCGCCGGCGCGGCCAAGGCCACCCUCUACUGCCGCGUCUUCCUGCUCGACGGGACCGAAGUGAGCGUGGACCUGCCGAAACAUGCCAAAGGCCAGGAUUUGUUUGAUCAGAUCGUGUACCACUUGGACCUCGUGGAAACAGAUUACUUUGGCCUCCAGUUCCUCGACUCGGCCCAGGUCGCGCACUGGCUGGAUCAUUCCAAACCCAUAAAGAAGCAGAUGAAAAUUGGACCUGCAUAUGCUUUGCACUUUCGAGUUAAAUAUUAUUCUUCAGAACCGAACAACCUUCGAGAAGAGUUUACAAGGUACCUGUUUGUUUUACAACUCAGGCAUGACAUUCUUUCUGGAAAAUUGAAGUGCCCCUAUGAAACAGCUGUGGAACUAGCUGCUCUGUGUCUGCAAGCGGAGCUUGGGGAGUGUGAGCUUCCAGAACACACACCAGAGCUUGUGUCUGAGUUUCGGUUCAUUCCAAAUCAGACAGAAGCGAUGGAAUUUGAUAUCUUCCAAAGAUGGAAAGAGUGCAGGGGAAAGAGCCCUGCCCAGGCGGAACUCUCCUAUCUGAAUAAAGCGAAGUGGCUGGAAAUGUAUGGGGUAGACAUGCACGUUGUCAGGGGAAGAGAUGGCUGUGAAUAUUCUCUUGGACUGACCCCGACAGGCAUAUUAAUCUUUGAAGGAGCUAACAAAAUAGGCUUAUUCUUUUGGCCUAAGAUUACCAAAAUGGAUUUUAAAAAGAGCAAACUAACACUCGUGGUGGUGGAGGACGAUGAUCAGGGUCGUGAGCAGGAGCACACCUUUGUGUUCCGGUUGGACAGCGCCCGUACCUGCAAGCACCUGUGGAAGUGUGCGGUAGAGCACCAUGCUUUCUUCCGCCUGCGCACACCCGGGAAUGGCAAGUCCAACAGAUCUGACUUCAUCCGGCUGGGCUCCCGCUUCCGGUUUAGCGGGCGGACAGAAUAUCAAGCUACACAUGGCGCCAGGCUGCGAAGGACCAGCACCUUUGAGAGGAAGCCUAGCAAACGUUACCCAUCCCGGAGACAUUCCACGUUCAAAGCAAGCAACCCAGUGAUAGCUGCUCAGCUCUGCGCUAAAACAAAUCCUGAGGUUCACAAUUAUCAGCCUCCGUACCAUCCUAAUGUCCACUCCAGCCAACCCCGGUGGCACCCCCACUCUCCAAAUGUCAGCUACCCGCUCCCCUCCCCUUUGCUCAGUCCCUCGGACCGGCUGCCCUUUGGCAUCGAGGAGAACGGGGGUACACCAUUCCCUCCAAAAGCUUCUGGAAGACAUCACCACCAGCACCAGCAUCAUUCCAACUAUGGCCUCUCAUUGACCCUGGAGAACAAAGAGGGGCCAUUAAGGUCCCCAAACUCCAGCAGCAAGUCCCUUACCAAACUGAGUCCAGGAGCACCUGCCCUGUUCAGUGAAGCUGCUGCCCAUCUGAAGAAGCUGGAACUGGAGACAGUGAAGGCUGCUGGGCCGUGGCCUGCUCUGCAUAUCAACAUCAAUAAGGCUGAAGAGAAGAAAGUUUCUGAGAAGACUCUGCAGACCCCACUGCUGCCUUCCCCCGUGGCUGAGCAUGUUAAGUGCAACAUCUUGAAGGCACAGUUGGAGAAUGCUUCCAGGGUGAAUGCUCAGAUUGGAAAAGAGGAGCCAACGUUUAUAAAUAUCAGUAAGAAAUCCAGUCUUCAGGAUGCUAACGUGAGAAGUCCUAUCCCAAUACGCGUGGAAACCGCCCAACCAGCUGUGGAAAAACCAGAAAUCAAGCCUCCCCGCGUGAGGAAGUUAACGAGACAAUAUAGUUUUGAUGAAGACGACCUCCCUCCAGACCUGGCUGAGGCAGUAGGAGCCACGACCACAAAUACCACAACUGCCACCACGCAAAUCUCAGUGCCGCUGGCAUCCCCCAAGGUCCAGAAAGUCACCUCACCUCAGAAGUCAGAAGGCAAGAACCCACUGUCCCCAGGGGCCAAGAGCCCCUGUGACCGAGCAGGCGCCUUCACUUUGGAGCCUGGUGACCUUCUGAUGGAUUUCACAGAAGCAACACCUCUGGCAGAGCCCGCCAGCAACCCCCACUGUGCCCACCCUCGCUGCUCUCCUCCACUCUCUCUCCCCAUGAAGGAAGAGACCACUGGAGUUUGCAUGUAUCCUCCAAUCAAAACGAGGCUGAUAAAAACAUUCCCAGCUGACCCACUGAGCCCGUUUCCUGAUCCUUUUACUACGGGGCCACCGUUUACCGCAGACUUUAGAGACAGUAAAUUACAAUGCUGUCCUGGCCAGUCUUCCCCACUGAUUCCAGCAGCGACCCUGAGGCCUUUGACAGAGACCGUGUCCACAGUGCAGACCAUCUAUACCACCCGGAAGCCUGUCUCCCUGGCAGCCAGUGCUGAGACACUCCGACAGGAACUGGAGAGAGAGAAAAUGAUGAAAAGACUGCUGAUGACUGAACUGUGACACUCCUCUUGUCGCCUGGAAGAUGGCACCGUGCCUUCUGUCCAUUUCCUU
Molecule: messenger RNA, 2991 nt
Organism: Dipodomys ordii (Ord's kangaroo rat)
Lineage: Eukaryota; Metazoa; Chordata; Mammalia; Rodentia; Heteromyidae
Gene: Epb41l4b
Product: erythrocyte membrane protein band 4.1 like 4B
Exons: 29
Coding region: 1-2940 (979 amino acids)
Cellular component (GO): cytoskeleton
Molecular function (GO): cytoskeletal protein binding
Source: RefSeq, a predicted model, not a curated record